GCAUAUUUCUCAAGCUUACAUCGCCGCCCACAGACUGCAGAGCGCCUGGAUUUGUAAUCGUAGUAUUAUUUUAUGGUGUUUUUCAUCAAUGCUUAGGUCAAAAGUGUCACUUGCGAGCGCUUGCGUGUGACCAACUUUAUAUCUCACUGGUAAAAUGGAGCAGUUCAAGGGAUCGCUAUGGAAGCGUCCUCCGCCCAGGGACACGUCGGGCAAGGGCGCCGACACGUGGAUGGCGCUGCGAAGAAAUGUCGAGGGCGCCGAGGGAUUGUGGCGCAUUCACGACAAGCUCUACGACUUUUCGAAAUUCAUUGCUGGGCAUCCAGGGGGCGAAGAGUGGCUCAGAGUUACCCAGGGCACCGACAUUACUGAAGCUUUCGAGACCCACCACAUUUCACCUAUGCCCAGCAGGAUGCUAAAGCGAUUUGAAGUGCGAGAGGCGAAAACAGAAAGAUUACCUCCUUACACUUUCAAACCAGGCGGUUUUUAUGCAACCCUGCGAGGCCGAGUGUAUGGCGUGUUGCCUGAACCUGAAAUGCGAGGCAUCAGCGUUCAGACGCGACUUUUGGCAGACGUUGUCGCCUUUUUCCUCUUCACAUUUGCAAUCUUAACAGCCUCUUACCAGAGUUUUUACCUCGCCCUAGUUGGUGGAACAUUGCUUGCAAUGCUGACAGUGGCGUCACACAAUUUCUUCCAUCUGAGAGAUAACUGGCGCCGGUAUUAUUUUGACCUGAGUACUAUGGCUUCAUCUGACUGGAUGAUUUCCCACGCAAUGAGUCACCACUUAUAUCCCAACAGUCUAUACGACCUCGAGGUAUCUAUGUUUGAGCCCGCGUUUGUACGGUGGCUGCCUGAGAAAAAAUCACUGUUUGUAAAAAUCUUCCCUUGGAUCGGGAGCGCAUUUUUGUACGUAGUACUUUUCCCCUCGGAGCCAUUGAGACGGGCAUUAUUGAAGGGGUUCAGAAAAACAGACCUCAUUCCACUUAUUAUUCCACUUGUCAUGUUGCGGUACGCGCCCGAAGGUCAUAUUAUAUCCACUUUAUUACUGUGGGUCACUAUUGUGCUCUCUGGGAGUUUCGUCUUUGCCGUGGUGGGCAUCAAUGCGGCGCAUCACCAUCCAGAAAUCUUUCACGACGGGGACACUCCUCGUGAAGACACAGACUGGGGCCUCGCAGCUUUGGACACGGUCCGAGAUAGGCCUGGCAUAAGUGGCGUAAGCGGACAUCUCAAGAGCGAUUCCGACGGAGCACUUAAAGUUGUAAUCGACUCCACAAAAAGUGAGGAUAUCGCGUCUUUUGUAAAAGUGAUGUUUAAUUUUGGCCACCACUCGUUGCACCACCUUUUUCCCACCAUCGAUCACUGGCAUUUGCCCAAGUUGUACCCAGUUUUGGAGCAAACCCUUAACGAGUUUGGAAUUCCGUUCACAACUAAGUCGAUCGCCAGCUUGGUGAUUGGGCAAUUCCAGCAAGCCAGCAGGUCCACACCAAAUCCCCUUCCGCCAAAAUCAAUCAAAAUUGCUCCAAGCAAAAAUUAAAAUUAUUGCUUGACGGGUUUAAUAAAUAAUUUUGCGUUUUAUUUAUCUGCCCGAAAUAAAAACACGUUUGACGCAACAUAAAAAAUAGCACCGUAUUAUACAUAUUUCUUAAUUUUAGGAUUCCAUAUGAUUUUGCAGUAGGAGAACUGAGUAUGUUGUUGUUGCGCCUAAUACCUGUAAUAUGCAGAUAGAUUAUUUUUAAUGCAAUUCUAAAAGGAAUUAAAGCAGAAUAAAAAUAGUUAAAAACAAAAUUUAUUACCCCGUAUAAGAUGCUGUUAUCAAGAACAAAGACGUCAAGCACAAAUACUUUGCAUUUAACAUGCACUAAUAGCUCCUCAAAACUGGAAAUCUGAAAGUAUUAUG
This is a messenger RNA of Neocloeon triangulifer, 1894 nucleotides long. Its product is annotated as cytochrome b5-related protein-like. Gene Ontology annotation, molecular function: heme binding. Gene Ontology annotation, biological process: lipid metabolic process. The record is from RefSeq and is a predicted model, not a curated record. Gene Ontology annotation, cellular component: mitochondrion. The transcript has 7 exons. The coding region runs from base 155 to 1531 and encodes 458 amino acids. Lineage: Eukaryota; Metazoa; Arthropoda; Insecta; Ephemeroptera; Baetidae.